AUGGAGAACUGCAGAGAAAACGCAACGGUGCUGAAGGAAGAUUUGGAGAAGUGUGGAAGCUUUAACAUACUCUCAAAAGACAAUGGUGUUCCUGUGGUGGCAUUUUGUCUGAAAGACAGAAGCCAGUACGAUGAGUACAAGAUAUCAGAGAUGUUGCGCCGCCACGGUUGGAUCGUGCCAGCUUAUCCAAUGCCACCUGCUGCUCAACACGUCAAUGUGCUCCGUGUGGUGAUAAGGGCUGAGUUUUCGCGCACCCUUGCUCAACGCCUUGUGUUUGACAUACACAAUGUGUUGCAUGACCUUGAAAAGAUGCAUCCCCCCAUAAUAGCCACUAACAUUAUGGAAGAGAAGAAGGGCUUGGUUGAUUGUGAAGUCAUGAAAACUGCAUUGGAUGCACACAAGGAAGUCAUUGCUCAACAAUCCAACAAGCGUCAGAAAAUCAUGGCUGCCUGA
This is a messenger RNA of Sphenostylis stenocarpa, 453 nucleotides long. Lineage: Eukaryota; Viridiplantae; Streptophyta; Magnoliopsida; Fabales; Fabaceae. The record is from the annotation of a GenBank genome assembly.